This is a messenger RNA of Meleagris gallopavo (turkey), 1028 nucleotides long. The record is from RefSeq and is a predicted model, not a curated record. Lineage: Eukaryota; Metazoa; Chordata; Aves; Galliformes; Phasianidae.
GUGACAGCUCCUGAGUGUCUCUGUUGGCAGGUGAAAGAGCUGGUUCUUGAUAACUGCCGUUCGGAUGAUGGGAAGAUCGUUGGGCUCUCUUCAGAUUUUGAGAACCUGGAGUUCCUCAGCAUGAUCAACGUCAACCUGCUGUCCAUCUCCAAUCUCCCCAAACUUAACAAGCUCCGAAAGCUGGAGCUGAGUGAUAACCGGAUUUCUGGUGGCCUUGAAGUUCUAGCAGAGAGAACUCCUAACCUGACACACUUGAAUCUAAGUGGCAACAAGAUCAAAGACAUCAAUACCCUGGAACCCUUGAAAAAGUUGCCAAACCUGCAUAGUCUGGACCUCUUCAACUGCGAGGUGACAAUGCUCAUCAACUACCGGGAGAGUGUGUUCACCCUUCUGCCCCAGCUCACAUACCUAGAUGGAUUUGAUGCUGAUGAGCAGGAAGCUCCAGACUCAGACCCUGAGGCAGAUGGGGAUGGCCUGGAAGAUGAAUAUGAGAAUGGAGAAGAAGGUGAGGAAGAGGAGGAUGAUGAUGAGGAAGAUGACUUGGAUGAAGAAGUCAUUGAUGAAGAAGACGAUGAAGAUGAUGAUCUGGAAGGUGAAGAGGAGGAGGAUGGAGUAGAUGAUGAGGAGGAAGAUGAGGAGGAAGAUGGUGAGGAUGAGGAAGAUGAUGAAGCUGAUGAUGACCUUCCACGGGGGGAGAAGAGAAAACGAAAUCUAGAGGAUGAAGGAGAGGAAGACCCAGAAGACGAAGAGGAUGAUGAGGAUGACUGAUCCCAGCGAGCCAAUCAGUUUUACAGACUAUGACUGUGCUUGUCUUAACCUCCCCGUUGUGUCUAUGUGAGACUGUAAAUCCCCAUCUCCCACUCCUCCUCCCCUUUGUAUGGCUGCAGCGUCCACAAUAUAUUUUUUUAAGAUGUAGAAUACUGUAGGCAUUCAGGGGAAUCUUCCAUACAAGGCUCUCUUUUCUCACAAGAAUCUCAUGACCAAAGGCUUUCUCCGUUCUGUGGUUUGUGCAGCAGUUUGCAAAAAAA